Molecule: messenger RNA, 3358 nt
Organism: Sceloporus undulatus (fence lizard)
Lineage: Eukaryota; Metazoa; Chordata; Lepidosauria; Squamata; Phrynosomatidae
Gene: HTR4
Product: 5-hydroxytryptamine receptor 4
Exons: 7
Coding region: 373-1554 (393 amino acids)
Biological process (GO): adenylate cyclase-activating adrenergic receptor signaling pathway; chemical synaptic transmission; regulation of appetite
Cellular component (GO): plasma membrane
Molecular function (GO): G protein-coupled serotonin receptor activity
Source: RefSeq, a predicted model, not a curated record
GCGAGCGAAGGAGCAGCCGGGGCUGAGGAGGGAGCCGGCUCCUCGGACAGGGAGAGGGAGCCGCUCUCCCGACGGGGCAGACAGGCAGCAGCAGCAGCAGCAGCAGCAGCAGCUCCGAGGCCGGCUGGGCUCCCCUUCUGCUCCUGCUGCUGAGGAGAGGGACUUGGCCUGAGCGGCGGGGAAAGUGCCCCCGAAGAGCCUCCUCCUCCUCCCUUGGGCGAAGGGUCCCUGGGGCUGCGCUGGUUCCCUGCAGGAGGCGCCGGAGGAAGGCGGGAAGAUGGCCCCGGGCGCCCCAAGAGGAGCAGGAGGGGGAGGACCCCCCGCGGGACCCUGGGGCAGCUGACUCGGCCCGGGACCCCGUCUCUCCUAUGGAUGCUGAACUCCCAGUUUUCCAUGCCUGUUGCCUGUGAUGGUGUGAGCUCAACCGAGGGAUUUGGCGUGGCAAAUAUUGUGCUGCUCACCUUUAUCUCUGCAGUUAUUCUUAUGGCUAUCCUGGGAAAUCUGCUGGUGAUGGUGGCUGUAUGCAGGGACAGGCAGCUCAGGAAAAUCAAGACCAAUUAUUUUAUAGUAUCACUUGCAUUUGCGGACUUGCUAGUGUCAGUUUUGGUGAUGCCAUUUGGAGCCAUCGAGCUAGUCCAAGAUAACUGGAUCUAUGGAAGGAUGUUCUGUUUGGUCCGCACAUCUUUAGAUGUUCUCCUCACCACAGCAUCAAUUCUUCACCUCUGCUGUAUCUCUCUAGACAGGUACUAUGCUAUCUGCUGCCAGCCACUGGUUUAUAGGAAUAAGAUGACUCCCCUGCGCAUUGCUCUCAUGCUGGGAGGCUGCUGGGUAAUCCCAAUGUUUAUUUCUUUUCUCCCUAUAAUGCAAGGCUGGAAUAGCAUUGGCAUAAUGGACUUGAUAGAGAAAAGGCAGUUCAACAAUGUGUCCAACUCAACUUACUGCAUAUUUAUGGUCAACAAGCCCUAUGCCAUCACCUGCUCAGUGGUGGCCUUCUACAUUCCAUUUUUGCUCAUGGUGCUAGCCUACUAUCGGAUAUAUGUUACGGCCAAGGAACAUGCUCACCAGAUACAAAUUCUACAGCGUGCAGGGGCACCAACAGAUGGGAGGCCACACCACCCCGAUCAGCACAGCACACAUCGGAUGAAGACUGAAACUAAGGCAGCCAAGACCCUCUGUAUUAUCAUGGGGUGUUUCUGCUUAUGUUGGGCACCAUUCUUUAUCACAAACGUAAUAGACCCUUUCAUAGAUUAUGCAGUUCCUGGCCAAUUGUGGAUUGCUUUUUUGUGGCUGGGAUACAUCAAUUCAGGACUGAAUCCUUUCCUUUAUGCAUUCUUGAACAAGUCUUUCAGACGUGCCUUCCUCAUCAUCCUGUGCUGUGGUGAUGAACGAUACAGAAGGCCUUCCAUUUUAGGACAAACUGUCCCCUGUUCCACUACCACUAUAAAUGGAUCAACUCAUGUGCUAAGGUACACAGUCUUGUACAAUGGGAAUCAACAGGAACAUGAUAAGCUUCCGAUCCACAAUGAUCCAGAAUCCCAAGAGUCGUGCUUCUGACCCAGGUCCCAGUCUCCCAGAGAGUAAUAGGCUGGCAAGCCUAAAGAUAGUUGUGCACUGGAAAUGUAAUGCCAGAUCAAAGUUCUUUAUAUUGCUGUCAUGCUCUCCUUAUUGAUUUUGCAUUUGGGCCAACAACAAAUGUGUGCUUGCUCACAGGAGCAAAUGGGCUCAAUUGGCAUAGGAGAAAAGACAGGAGAUCUUGAUGUUGUUGCAGAGCAAUGUGUGGCCAAUCCUAGUGCUUUGUAUAUGAUGAACAAACAGCAAGCAAGAUGUUUGGUUGCUCUUGUGAUCACUCCAGUUGGUGUGUUGUACAAACACAUCUUUUUGUUGUGUGGUGAUCAUGUGGCUCUUCUCCCAGAUGUUGAAGCUUGACUUGAAGUGCUUUACCAAAUAUAGAAACUGAAAUUCUUUUUUUUUUUUUGUGGUUAUUUUUAAUAAUGAGUGCUCACUCAAGAAACAGUUCCUAACCUCUGUGCAACAAGAAAAGGCAACAGUCAUUCUGUAGAUUACUACACACAUAUACACAUAUCUCUGCUCACCUAAGGAGAGAUGAAUGUGACCCAUGGAGGCAGAAUUGACGGUAACAUGAGAAUAUGGUCUAUUCAGCCCUCUAACCAGUCUAAUCUAUUAAGUGCAGAGUGAUCAUUGGACACUAUCCACUUCCCGCCAGUAAGCUGUUGCCUUCAGUCUCCAUCAAUAUCUUAAUGAGAUUUUCCAUGAGAUAGGCACAAGGCAGUGCUGCUUUGAAGGAAAGGUUGGUCCAGAUACAGAACCGUUGAGAAAAGAAGAGCUAUCUUGUAAUAGCUCACUAAGUGCCAUCUUGAUAUGUCUGUGCCUGUUUACAUUUGAACAAAUUUUAUACCUAAGCAAUGCAUCUGAAAAACAACCCUGCUUGGGUAAAAUCAUUUAGUUUCUCUCAAUUCCUUUUAGCACAAGCAGGGGCAGUGGCUCAGGGACAGUGUGUGAUGUACACAAUGCCUACUUGAUUGUCUUUGGGUUUGUCAGGGUUUCCUGGUGGUCAUUGUUCUACAUGGCAACAGGAUCAGAGCCACCAGUUCAUAAGGAAAAAUACUAUCAGCCAAAGUUGAUCCAAUGAUUCAAACAGCCAAACUGAGAUCUAGGAUCCAAGGUGGAAGUGACAGCAGGGCCAGCCACAAGAUUUGCUAUCAUGAAGACGAGUAGGAGGAAGAUGUUUCAUCUGGCAGGUGUCUUCUCAGAAGGGGAAACAUGCUGCUGAGAAUGAAGUUCAGGUACCAGGAUUGCAGUGUUGUACAGCCGGGCAGAAUUGCCUUUAUUCCCUGAGACGCCAGCCUAGAUGCUGAGUUAGCUAGUGCAACAGCCUAUAAAUCAGGGCUAGAAAUUGUGUUGUCAGCUUGCAUCUCUGGCUGUGCUGGCUAGGGCUGAUGAGUGUUGCAGUGUAACAAUCUAUUGAGGACUGUCCAGUCCCCAUCCCAUUUUCAGUGUUGCCCCUGCAGCACCUCUGGGGAAUCAUUGAAGCCACUGUCCAGUAAACAUAGCUGUGCUGGUGUAGCACGAGACUGGGGCUUUAUAGCUGGGAAAUCUUGCUGUGACCUUUAGCACAUUGAGAAGGUUUUCCUUUUCUAUCCCCUUAUCAGUACCUUUAGAUAUUUCUUCUGUCAGUAUACAGAGGGAUGUUAUUACACCUUUGAAAUGGAGUAGAUUACUUCACUACCCUCUUCUAGUGCUGCUAUUCCACUUUUACUGCCCUGGCUGCCUCCUGUUAUAUUCUGUGGUUUGUAGUUCAGUGAGGCCUAAGAGCUCUCUGGCUAAGAAUUCUAAAUGC